UAUUUGUGAAACCCCGUGGAUAUCGUCGAAGUCCGUCAAGAACGGUAGCUGCGGAACGGUCGGCUCUUUCCCAUUUUGCUUUGCAAAGCCACACCGGCGGCGGCGGAGCUCUCCAGGAGUCCAGGAUUCCCCUCGACCUCGAGUGCAUCCAUGGCGAUCGAUCAGCCCCUCAAAAGCAAUGGAGGGAUGCUAGCGGGAGCGGGUUGUUCCCAAUCUGCCAAGACCGAGAUGGGGCAGAAGAUGGCAUUGGUACAUCAAAGGUUCGCUUUGCUUGACAGCAGCAGCAAGAGCGAUGGUGACGAUGUCUUUGAGCCAAUGGCGAGUUUCUUCGUUGAACCAUUUGAUCUCUCAUUGCUCCUUUUAAGACACAGUGCACAUGAUGAGCGCGCCAUCGUUGUCCGUCAACAGUCUAUAGCAGCAAUCUAUGAUGAUGAGGUCAUCGACUAUGUUCCUUUGAGAAUUGUGAGGCCAGACAGAGUGGAGAGUGAGGAAGAAAAACCUCCUAGCGCUCAUCAUAAACACGACACCCAAAAUACUAGCACUGCCCUUAGAACUUACAAAAGGAAGAGAGGUAAGCUAGCAGGUUCCAACUCUACCAAGAGCAAGAUGGCGCAGAAACCAGCGUUGGUUGACAGCAACAGCAGUAGCAGGAGUAGGAGCGAGAGCGACAAUGAUGAUGAUAGUGCGCCGAUGGUGCCUGAUGUUGAUGGCAGAAACAAAUAUGCGAGUGUUCAAGACAUAUGUAGCUCUGCUUGGGAAAGAGCUCUUGAGGUAAAGGAAAAAUUGCCAGUAGAAGAUCCAAGCUUUGCCAAGCGGAUGUUGCAUUCACAUGUUGUUCAGGGGUUUUGGCUGGGUCUUCCAUCUGGCUUUUGCAGAGAGCAUCUACCCAAGCAUGAUGUUAUAAUUGAACUAGAAGAUGAGGAUGGACAUAGCUAUGAUGCAAAGUACCUGGGUUACAAGCAGGGACUCAGUGGUGGGUGGAGAAAUUUUGCAUUACGGCAUGAUAUUAAGAUUGGCGAUGCAGUUGUCUUUCAACUCAUGAGAUCGACAAGAUUUAAGGUGUACAUACUAAGAGAGAAUAAGUUCACUAUAACUGAUGGAGCACUCGGUCUCCUGAGUUUGGACACAUCUAAUGAAAACAACAUAUCGAAAGAAGAAAGUUCUGACGAGGAUGCCAAAUCUAUGGAGGAUCCAGAGGUUACCAGAGUCAGUAGCAAAGUAGAUGACGAUGAUGAUAGCAACAAUAAUAUACCCAAUGGAGAAGCAGUAGAUGACGAUAUCAGAUCUCCAGAUUCAGACACCGAUUUCGAGGGGGUGACAAGUUUCAGCAACUUCAACAUUGUCGUAGAUGGCUCGGUCAUCAACCGUGAAUUAUUCCCCGAUCACCAGCGCAGGACGUACUACGAGCUCUGCCAAGCCCAGAAGUCGUUCCUCCACAAGAAUCUGCUCAAGAAGAUAAACCCUACACUGGCUCUAGGAGUGAUCAUCGAGACCGUCAACAUCGCAGAGGGCAUCAGAGCCUCGCGUGCUUCUUCUCACGAGGACUUCUCAUUGUGGAAGAAGAUCCUGGAGUCCUUUGAGAUCCUGGGCAUGGAUGUCACGUUUAUGCGCAAACGCGUCGACGACCUCCUUGGUCUCCUCCCUUCUCGGUCAUUGGGCGAUUGCCUGGUCGCGGAUGGGGAACAUGAGGGGUACGAAGAGGUCAAGCUCGAGCACAAAUGUGCCAGAAAGAAGAUGAGAGCCCUCGAGUUGAAGAUGUCGAGUCUGAAGAAUGCUCUGAAGGAGAUGGACGCGGCGAUGGAGGAGAUGGAGUCGAGCGUGAAGAAGAACGCGCAGGCGAUGCGUCAGAUUGCCACUGCUCCCUGGUGACAUCACUUAGUUAGAACUGGCCACAUUUUGUGUUACAUCUUCAGUAACUACGUACCAACACGCAGUUCAGACUUGUGAUCAGAGUAGUUGCUUAUCUACCUGUGUUGGCUGUCGUACAGCAACUGGAUGAUGUGUAGUGUAGCUAUCUGCUAGCUUGUGUACAGCAAUGCUGCAAAAUGAAACGAAAAAAUGCAGAAUCCAUGGUUUCACCUGAAAUGCA
Brachypodium distachyon (stiff brome) is the source of this 2089-nucleotide messenger RNA. Its product is annotated as B3 domain-containing protein Os01g0234100. The transcript has 10 exons. Gene Ontology annotation, molecular function: DNA binding. The record is from RefSeq and is a predicted model, not a curated record. NCBI's taxonomy places the organism in Eukaryota, Viridiplantae, Streptophyta, Magnoliopsida, Poales, Poaceae. The coding region runs from base 151 to 1869 and encodes 572 amino acids.